ACCUUCGCCCAGCGCGGACUUCUAUCCGCGUCAAACCUUCUCGCAAUAGUCGUAUAGCACAGUCGAGAAGAUCGGACGAGUGAUCGUCUGAUGGGGAACGCGGCGAUCGAGACGCAUGUGACGUCACUCGAGGAAAAAUCGCAUUAGACGACGCGCAUCGAUUUCACGCCGUUUCCGCCGGUCUCCGGGAUGAGUUCGAGAGUGGACACGCGGACGGAUCGGCGCGCUUCGACGGCUGCCACCGGCGAUCGUGUACAGUGACCGGCACGUGACGUCGCACGCCCACCCCCCGACGACGAAUCGCGUGAGAUGAUGACCUUCGUGACGGAUACGGUGCCUUACGCCUACGAAGCGGUCACGAGGUCGGCCUACGACGGUUACCGGCACCACUUGCACCACCAUCACCACCACCACCAUCAUCCGCAUCAUCCCCAUCGAUAUCGGCGCGUCUACGCGCCGACCGAGUCCGAGUAUCUGCAGGGAUACGUCAGCAGAAGGGACACGGACGAUCGCGCGAGGAUUAUCGGCGCUAACAACGUCUUGGCGUCAGCCGGCUCGUUGAACUACCGCAACGACCGCGUCAGGUCGCAGUCUCGGUACACCCUCGAUUCGGACGACGCCUCGUCAGUGAUAUCGGCGGACGCUUCGGCCGACCUCGAGUCCGGCUCCGCGGACGCCGACGAGACCAACGAGAUCAGCGAGGCCAACGAGACCAACGAGACGAGCGAGGCGACCGAGGGCGAGUCGAUCGAGCAUGUGCCCCAUCCUCACGUUUUGGAUGCCGGCUCGCCGCAUGGGCCGCGCAGGUGUCUCCUGUGGGCCUGCAAGGCCUGCAAGAAGAAGACGGUCACCGUCGACCGGAGGAAAGCCGCCACCCUGCGCGAGAGACGGCGCUUGAGAAAGGUCAACGAGGCCUUUGAGGUGCUCAAGAGGCGAACGAGCAACAACCCCAACCAACGUUUACCGAAAGUGGAGAUAUUGCGGAACGCCAUCGAGUAUAUCGAGAGUCUCGAGGCGCUGCUGCAAGGAAAUAGGCCUUCCGGACAUCAGGAUCACCCUUCCGCUGAGAGCAUGAAUGGAGAGUCGCCGCAGUACGUGACGGACAGACUUCGGCAAUUCUCGGAUCCUUUGGCAAGGUUUCAACCAAUUAACGGUUUCGAGCAAGCCGAGGUGUUGUCCUCGCAAAAUAACGGGAGCAGCCUGGACUGUCUCAGUAUGAUCGUGCAAAGCAUCAAUGGGCCGUUGCAGCCGUCGUCUGAAAGCCAUUAUUCGUCUCACCACUAAAGUUGUACGGUACCGAGGCUCUUGAUCCUUUCGGAUCGGUCUCUUUCCUUGGCUCUCCCGGCGACGAUGUGACAUUCGAUACUUCAAUGCGCGUACACGGCCGUAGACCUGACUGUCUCUUCUCAGAAUUAUCAUAUCAUAUUACGCAGGGUGUUCCAAAGGUCGUCAACGAUUCGCGGAUGAGCGAGCGAAGAUGAAUGAUACCUGUUCUGUAUAUUGGCUCGUCAAUAGUAAUAGCUAAUCGUACAAUUAAAAAAGAAUAAGAAAAGCCGCGCGCGCGCGUGUGUGUGUGCGUUUUUAAGCUUGGGGAAACUCCGGGGAAGAAGUAUGUGAUUUCUGAAACACUGUAUAAAUUUUCAUGCCGAACGGACAUUCGAUUUUUAUCGAAACGAGAAUUACGGGCACUGCGAGCGAUUAAUAACUUCAGGAGGCUCGAUAAAAGCACGCACAAGCAUGGUAUAGAUUUCCAAUUGCUACCGGCACAUCUAUGCGAGAUAUCGAAAGCGCUGUGGAAUAGUAAAAUAUCUCAUCUAUACUAGAGGAAAAUACCUUGAAGGAUAAUCUUAGCCUCCCCGCGCGAGCGUAACUCGAGACAUUGUAGCUGGUACGCGAAGUGUACGUGGCAGAGACGAAAAUUUAUAGCAGAGUGUAAAAAUUUAUUACGAGCCAAUUAUUCGUUGCAACUUUUUUACGAUUAUUUUAAUUUUACAUGUUUAUGAAGCGAACGAUCCUAUUAACGCCCAUUCAGCGAUAUUAUAACGUAUGCGUAAAGUGCAAAACGACGGGAGUGCCAGAAAUAUUCUUUCACAUUUCUUUCACUUUCCUUCACUUGUCCCUUUGCUUCUUCCGCGGCAAGCAAAUGAAAGUUUCUGUAGGUAUCUUUUGCCGAAAAUAGCAGCAACAGUCACAUCGCUAACAGAAAGCUUGUACGUAAUCACGCACGGAGAGAAUUUUCUGUUAAAAUUUAGUCCCGAAAGUCAUGUAAUCGCGGGACAACGCGGCGUU
Molecule: messenger RNA, 2289 nt
Organism: Vollenhovia emeryi
Lineage: Eukaryota; Metazoa; Arthropoda; Insecta; Hymenoptera; Formicidae
Gene: nau
Product: transcription factor SUM-1
Exons: 5
Coding region: 310-1284 (324 amino acids)
Biological process (GO): positive regulation of myoblast differentiation; muscle organ development; regulation of transcription by RNA polymerase II
Molecular function (GO): protein dimerization activity; DNA-binding transcription factor activity, RNA polymerase II-specific; RNA polymerase II cis-regulatory region sequence-specific DNA binding
Source: RefSeq, a predicted model, not a curated record